Molecule: messenger RNA, 791 nt
Organism: Meloidogyne enterolobii
Lineage: Eukaryota; Metazoa; Nematoda; Chromadorea; Rhabditida; Meloidogynidae
Source: the annotation of a GenBank genome assembly
UUUUUAUUACAUUCUUAUGGAACAACUGAAAAAUUUUAAAUCUUCACAUCUUCAUGAAAAACUACGUUUAAACGACAACGAUUUCGAUGCAUGGCUCAAGGAACUUGGACUUCUUCAUGAAAAACGGACCUGUAAUAAAUGUGGAGGUCGAACAACUAUUAAACAUAAAAAGUGCCUUCGAUUCGGAACUUGGCGCUGUAGUAUGAUGAAUUGUAGGGCAGAACGAGGCUACUUGACUGGAACUUUCUUUCAAGGAACACAUCUAACAACAAAACAAAUUUUUCAUCUUUCUUUUCUGUGGACUCGUCAAUUUGGUAAUUAUGCUGAUUUGGAAUUUGAGAUCGGAAUUGGUCGAAAUGCACUUCAGAAGUGGUUGAAUUCAUUCAAGAAUGUGUGUGCCAUGUUCUGUGCUCGAAAUCAUAUUGGAGGAAGAGGUAAUUUGCUGUUAUGGUCUAGGAGGUCGUCCAUGAAGACCUACACUACGAAAAUCUACAACUUUUGAAAGGAAUAUCUAGGGGUUUGAGAGCCUUCAAUUACACAAAUCCAUCUAUAUCCCUUCACCCUCUAUAUUUUUGGAAUUCUCUUUCAAGAGUUUUAGGUCAGUAGGUCUUCAUGGGGUGGAGGCAUAGUCUAGUGUUAACUUCUAAUUAAGAUAUUGUCGUCGAUCCUGAAUUCCUAUGGCGCGAACGUUUUGGUGAUAUUUCAAAUGUUUUCUAUAAUUUCUGGCAUCAUGUUUCACUUUUUUAUCCGUGUGAACGUUCUCAAUAAAUUUUAAUCUUUGUUGAUUUGUA